Molecule: messenger RNA, 1293 nt
Organism: Diatraea saccharalis (sugarcane borer)
Lineage: Eukaryota; Metazoa; Arthropoda; Insecta; Lepidoptera; Crambidae
Source: the annotation of a GenBank genome assembly
AUGGACGAUACACAUCAAAGCCGACCAUCCGACGCAGCAUCUGCUGCUACACGUAAGCGUAGGUCUUCGAUAUUGAAAAGCCAGCGACCUCCGCGCACUCCAUUUUCAGAGCUGGAAUUUCACGUUGCUACACCCACGGACACGGCUAAAAGUCGUCGUGUCAGCUUCUCCAGGCGAACCGGGGUUGCAGAAUUCGUUACCAACGAAGCAACAACAACAUGGAAGAAUUUUUACGAAGAGCACAACAAGUCUCUCGAGUUAUCCGGAAACGAUUCUGUAGCGAAUCCGCCGAAGCAGACUAUUGGUCAUCUCGGGAAACGGAUAUUUGACCAACAGUUUCAAGAGGUCGAAGCCGUGGACUUCACCUCGCUCGAUAACCCCAGUAGAACUAUUAAUACCUCAUUGAAUAAAGUUAAUUUCACCGAACAGUUGGCCUCUCUUGAAUGCACUAGCGGUGACAAAACUUUGUUAGCUCCACAGCAGAAUUUCGAAAUGAGCUCUUUUACCGAUCAACAAACUAAUGUCUUUGGUGAGAAUUUUGUCGUUUCUACAAUGGGUGAAGAGUCUGGUGGUAUCAACAUUAACUUCUCUGCCAUACAGACAAUAGGUUCUAGUGAAGUCGUAGAUGACCUAGAUCAAAUGCAAGCAGAUUUGUUGCGGGUUAAAAGCAAUAUAUUCUGUCCUGGUCCCUUUACUGGUAGGGCAGACUUAUCAGAAUAUAUUGAGGUCGAUCUAAAUACUACUCAUGUAACAAUGAAAAAUGAUGUAUCUGAUAUGUCCAUAACUGAUACUAUUCAUAGUCCAAAAGUGCAGGAAGUGUCUAAAAAUAAUUCAAUUAAAAUCAAUAGAAGUCAAUACAAAGAUUUAGUGGCAGAUAAAGAAAAUAUUGUUAUAUUUGAUAUGGGCUGCUCCCCAGUAAACACCACUGAAAAAAGGAAAACCAUUGUUUAUGAAAAUGAAAAUGUUUCUAUUACUCAAGGUUUACCUAUGAAUAUAAUUUUACCUAAAGAUAAUAAAUCUGAGAAAAGAAGGACAAUAGUCUAUGAAAGCGACGCCGCAGACAUAUCUGUAACACAGGCUGUGCCUGAUAAUAUUAUGUUAGAUGAUACAAACAAACGCAAGACGAUACUUUCUCAUAAUGAAACUGGAAACAUUUCUAUUACUCAAGCUCUACCUAUGAAUAUAAUCUUACCUAAAGAGAAUAAAUCUGAGAAAAGAAGAACAAUAGUGUAUGAAAACGACGCUGCCGACAUAUCUGUAACACAGGCUGUGCCUGAUAAUAUUAUAUCAUAA